UCGAAAAUUAUAAUAAUCCACAUUAUAUAGUUAGUAGAAGUAUCUUAACUCUGAAGAACGAUGAUGUCGAAAGAAUAUCCAAUUUGAUGAUAGACCAGUUUUCUGGUGAGAUUCAUGUAUACCCUAUUGCUGAUUCAACAGAUACUACAGAAGACAAUAUUACUAAACAAUCUCAAUUAUAUGCACCUGAGUUUCUAAAAUCCUUAAAAAUUUCUGUGAUUCUUUCUGGUGAAUUGAAGCUAAAA
This is a messenger RNA of Racocetra persica, 245 nucleotides long. NCBI's taxonomy places the organism in Eukaryota, Fungi, Glomeromycota, Glomeromycetes, Diversisporales, Gigasporaceae. The record is from the annotation of a GenBank genome assembly.